UAUUGUUCUCAUGUUUUUCUGGUUUCUUUUUUUCUUUUCCUGUCUCCGUCUCUCGACUCAUUGGACUCGGUGUAUCUAUCUCACAGAGAAAAACUGGGAUCCAAAAUUAAAUUUAUAAUUUAAUUAGUGAUUAUUUAUUUAAAGAUGCAGCUGAUAAAUGCGGUGAUGGCGACGAGGAUGUUGACGGUGUUAGCUCAAUCAAACGGAGAAGAUGGAAUUCCGUUUGGAUCGUUCUCAUGGUUUGUGUACGCAGGAAUUUCUUGCUUCCUCGUUAUCUUCGCGGGUAUCAUGUCUGGUCUUACCUUAGGCCUCAUGUCUCUCGGCCUUGUAGACCUCGAGAUUCUUCAACGUAGUGGCACUGCUACCGAGAAAAAACAAGCUGCUGCAAUUCUUCCGGUUGUUCAAAAGCAGCAUCAGCUUCUGGUGACUCUGCUUCUAUGUAAUGCUAUUGCUAUGGAGGCUCUUCCUAUAUACUUGGAUAAGCUUUUCAAUCAGUAUGUUGCUAUUAUACUUUCUGUGACUUUUGUGCUAGCUUUUGGGGAGGUUAUUCCACAAGCAAUAUGCACCAGAUAUGGACUUGCUGUAGGUGCCAACUUUGUAUGGCUUGUGCGAAUUUUGAUGAUAACUUGUUAUCCAGUUGCAUAUCCCAUUGGAAAGGUUCUGGAUUGUGUGUUAGGACAUAAUGAAGCAUUAUUUAGGCGGGCUCAAUUAAAAGCUCUUGUUUCCAUCCACAGCCAGGAGGCUGGCAAGGGUGGUGAACUCACACACGAUGAGACAACAAUUAUUAGUGGGGCACUAGAUUUGACUGAAAAGACUGCUGAAGAGGCUAUGACACCUAUUGAAUCAACUUUCUCCCUAGAUGUCAACUCGAAGUUGGACUGGGAGGCAAUGGGAAAAAUUCUUGCCCGGGGUCAUAGCCGAGUUCCUGUGUAUUCCGGGAAUCCAAAAAAUAUCAUUGGACUUCUUCUGGUGAAAAGCCUUCUCACUGUUCGACCUGAAACAGAGACCCCAGUUAGUGCAGUUUCUAUCCGAAGAAUUCCACGGGUUCCAUCUGAUAUGCCUCUGUAUGAUAUACUGAAUGAGUUUCAAAAGGGUAGCAGUCAUAUGGCAGCUGUUGUGAAGGCUAAGGGGAAAAGCAAGGAUCUUCCGCCACCAAUUGACGGAGAAGAACAGGAAGGAAGCAAAGUAACUGGCAGGGAUUCCCAAUUGACUACUCCAUUACUGUCCAAGCAAGAUGAGAAGUCAGAUAGCAUUGUUGUGGAUAUUGACAGGAUUUCAAGGUCAAGUAGGCAUCCUUCUUCACAGCGCAAUGAUACUUCAACAAAUGGAUUGCCCCAGCUAUCAGAGGAUAUUGAAGAUGGUGAAGUAAUUGGCAUCAUCACCCUAGAAGAUGUAUUUGAAGAACUUCUGCAGGAAGAGAUUGUGGAUGAAACAGAUGAAUAUGUAGAUGUACAUAAAAGAAUCCGUGUGGCUGCAGCUGCAGCUGCUUCAUCUGUGGCACGGGCGCCGUCAAGUCGAAGGUUAACAGCCAAUAAGGGAGCUGGAGGGCAAAUUAAGUCAGGGCAAACACUGAAGAAAUCUGAGAAUGAUUCAAGUGCCACAAGGUUACAAGGAACAGCUGAUAUGGUGAAGAAAGAAGUUGAUAGAAUGGAAAGAUUGACGAGAAAUAAAAGCAUUUUUUAAAACAAAAUACAAUUAAAUUAAGCAUGGUUAACUCUAGUUAAAGGAAUAUUUAAUUAUUUUUUACAUGAGGGAUUAAAUAAUUUGUUUUGAUGCACUACAAGUACUAAAUUAUAAUUAAACUUGUAUUGUUUUGUUUUGUUGCACGUGGAUGCACGACGUCAGAAAGUUUGAAGGAGUUGUCAUUUAAUUUAUUAGUUCAGGGUUGUUAGGAAACCCAAUUAUAUUGUUUUAUUAAAGAUUUUAAGGAUAAUAGAUUGAUUGUAGCUAGAGAAGAUAUUAGCAUUCUUAAUAUACUUUACCUGAGAUAAGUUGUAUUGUUUGAUUUGAUGUGGUUUAAAGGUUUUGAGAAAUUUUCUGGUCA
Molecule: messenger RNA, 2044 nt
Organism: Populus nigra (black poplar)
Lineage: Eukaryota; Viridiplantae; Streptophyta; Magnoliopsida; Malpighiales; Salicaceae
Product: DUF21 domain-containing protein At4g14240-like
Exons: 14
Coding region: 145-1683 (512 amino acids)
Biological process (GO): magnesium ion homeostasis
Cellular component (GO): intracellular membrane-bounded organelle
Source: RefSeq, a predicted model, not a curated record